CACACAGAGGAAGUUACGCAGCCCGGAUCAGACCGGGAGAUAAAAGCCCCGAUGGUGACCGUGAGUGAUGGCAAGAGGAUUUAGCCUCGGCAUUAACUUGGAGCGGAGUGCAGGGGGGCGGUGAGGCGCCCCGCCAUCUGGCCGGCGCCGCGCCAGGGGGGAUGUUCAGGCGCCUGGAUCAGCAGCGGCGAAGCCCACCCAGGCCGGCGGCUGAGUGGGGCGCGCGUGCAGGUUCUCCCCUGGCUGCCCAGGGGGGCCCAAAAGUUUGCACUUGUUAGCAGCGACCUCCCGAUCGGCCCGGGAGGGCGAUGCAAGCGGCGCGGUUGGCCCCCUUCCCUGGCCCGCGUCUACGGGACGGCUGCGGGCGGGCCCCCCGGCGGCCCGAGGGUUCCCCAGCCCAGAUCUGACGGUGGCCACCGCAGCGGCGGCGCGGGGCAGGGGUCCCCGGCCCUCAACCCUGCGGCCCUGCGCCCACCCAGCACCUGCCAGAGGGUGGCGGUCUCCGGCCUUUCGGGGCUCGCUCCGGGAAGCUGCUCCGAGCCCGGGUGCUGCUGCUAAUGAACACAUUCUCUCUCUUUUCUCUUCACAAUGAAAGCCAAGCCAGAGCCCAGGUACCUGGAUGAAGUGAGAGCCGAAGUCUCUGGAAUUUCACAAUAAGUGGCCAAUGGCCCCCGUUUGUGUCCGCCCCCCCCCCCCCACCAGAGCAGAGGCGAAUGGCCGCUCCAGUUAACACUUCACUGGCUUUUGUUAUAGUCCAGGCACACCACGUCAUCGUUGUCACUUUCAGCCCAUAUGAAAAGAAAUCUUUUUUAUUGGUCUGAGAGCCCAAGUCCAAUCCGGAAGAGGGGCCUCGUUCCCAGCCUGACAUGCAAACCUCCUGAUUUCGUGUUAUCUUCACCAUGCAGGCUGUUAUGCAGUUGUGUGGAGCACAUCACACAUUAAGGGCCCUUUAAAGACCUGGAUUGAUUGGAAGGACAAAAAUUAAAAGCAAUCUGAUCCAGCCCCAUGCCGGAUCCCUGCGGAUUUCCUCCUUAUCCAUUUCCAUCCUCUGUCACAAUCUGAGAGUCUGCCUGAUUUGAUCAGAUUCACCUCCAGGGGAGGUGCAACACCAAGGUUAGGAGGACACCAAGUUACAGGCAACUUUUGAUCUGCCCAUCAGCAGCCUGAGAAACGCUGGCUCUGGAUUUUCUGUAUCGGCCAUUUGGAAAACAGACGCUCCCGCGGUUGGCAGACCUGCACCGUUCAAGUCAAUGCUACAUCCCAGCCACCACCGCCUGGUAGAUGUGGUAUUUCCAUGCUGAGGUCCCAAGUGCCCCCUGACCCCACCACCACCUCUCCAGUGCCCCUCUGGGCCACACCUACUCGGACUGCCCAGCCAUGCUGCGCCUGCUGGCCCUCUUCCUGCACUGCCUCCCGCUGGUCUCUGGGGACUAUGACAUCUGCAAAUCCUGGGUGACCACAGAUGAGGGCCCCACCUGGGAGUUCUAUGCCUGCCAGCCCAAGGUGAUGCGCCUGAAGGAUUAUGUCAAGGUCAAAGUGGAGCCCUCCGGCAUCACAUGCGGAGACCCCCCUGAGAGGUUCUGUUCCCAUGAGAACCCCUACCUGUGCAGUAACGAGUGUGACGCCUCCAACCCCGACCUGGCCCACCCGCCCCGACUCAUGUUUGACAGGGAAGAUGAGGGACUGGCCACCUACUGGCAAAGCGUCACGUGGAGUCGCUACCCCAGUCCUCUGGAAGCCAACAUCACCCUCUCAUGGAAUAAGAGCGUGGAGGUGACAGACGACGUGGUAAUGACUUUCGAGUAUGGCCGGCCCACGGUCAUGGUCCUCGAGAAGUCCCUGGACAAUGGCCGCACCUGGCAGCCCUACCAGUUCUAUGCAGAAGACUGCAUGGAGGCCUUUGGCAUGUCGGCCCGUCGUGCCCGAGACAUGUCACCCUCCAGCGCCCACCGGGUGCUCUGCACCGAGGAGUACUCACGCUGGGCAGGGUCCAAGAAAGAGAAGCAUGUGCGCUUUGAGGUAAGGGACCGCUUCGCCAUCUUUGCCGGCCCUGACCUGCGUAACAUGGACAACCUGUACACAAGGAUGGAGAGCGCCAAGGGCCUCAAGGAGUUCUUCACGUUCACUGACCUGCGCAUGCGCCUCCUGCGUCCUGCGCUGGGCGGCACCUAUGUGCAGCGAGAGAACCUCUACAAGUACUUCUACGCCAUCUCCAAUAUCGAAGUCAUCGGCAGGUGCAAGUGUAACCUGCAUGCCAACCUGUGCACGGUGCGCGAGGGCAGCCUGCAGUGCGAGUGUGAACACAACACCACGGGCCCCGACUGUGGCAAGUGCAAGAAGAACUUCCGCACACGCGCCUGGCGAGCCGGCUCCUACCUGCCGCUGCCCCACGGCUCUCCCAAUGCCUGUGCGGCCGCGGGCUCCGCCUUUGGCAGUACCAGCAGGUCCAGAAAAAACCCUGCCCCCAAAACCCCUAUGGCCACUGAGGCCACAGGAAGGGGUCCUAUCACUUCUGUCCCCUCCACAUCUACCAUCCAAGUCCCUGCAGCCCCGAGCACCCCGCAGCCCACAGGUCAGGCCAAGCCACCUACUGUGACCCCCCUUGGGGACAGCUCCUCCUGGCCCCAGGUGUCCUCCAGUGCAGAAGCUGUGGCUAUCUCUGUCGCCGUCCCUUCCCAAGCCAAGGACUCUACACUUUUCCAGCUCAAGCCCAGGUCUCCUCAGGUGAUACCCAUUGAGGAAUUUGAAGACUGUGAAUGCUACGGCCACUCUAACCGCUGCAGCUACAUUGACUUCCUGAACGUGGUGACCUGCGUCAGCUGCAAACACAACACCCGAGGCCAGCACUGUCAGCACUGCCGCCUGGGCUACUAUCGCAACGGCUCUGCAGAGCUGGAUGACGAGAAUGUCUGUAUUGAAUGUAACUGUAACCAGAUCGGCUCUGUGCACGACCGAUGCAACGAGACAGGCUUCUGCGAGUGCAGGGAGGGCGCGGUGGGGCCCAAGUGCGACGACUGCCUUCCCACACACUAUUGGCGCCAAGGAUGCUAUCCCAAUGUGUGCGACGAUGACCAGCUGCUCUGCCAGAACGGCGGCACCUGCCAGCAGAACCAGCGCUGCGCCUGCCCGCCCGGCUACACCGGCAUACGCUGCGAGCAGCCCCGCUGUGACCUCGCCGACGACGCUGGCCCGGACUGUGACCGCGCGCCAGGCACCGUCCCGCGCCCCGACACCCUGCUCGGAUGCCUGCUGCUGCUCUGUCUGGCCGCCUGUCUGGCCUGCUGAGCCCGUCCUAAGGGUCCGGGGGUCCCGGGCCCGGCGGCGACAUGGGUGCGGCUGAGCUGCUCCCAGGUGCUACUCGCAGAGUCCUCCCGCCCUUCCUGCUCCGCCCGCGCUCACCAGCCCCGCCCGGCACUGCCCGCGCCGGCCACCGGGGGCGCUGUGGAGCCCUGGCCCGGCGGACUGCGAUUUUCAGUUUUUUAUGACCUAAUGUCUCUAUCAUUUUUCCAUUUUCCCAUGUUUCUUUCUUUGCUUUCUUUUCUUCUUCUUUCUUCUUCUUCUUGUUCUUCUUCUUUCUUGUUCCUCCUCUUCCUCUUCUCCCCUCUUUUCCCUUCUCCUCCCCCUCCCCCUCGUCCUUUUUUUUUUUUUUUUUUUUUUUUUUGCUGGCGGUGAGACAGGGACUGGGGACAAACGCUGCUCAUUCCAACACCCACAAGUCCUGACACACACACACACACACACACAACCUCUUGCGCACACCCCAGCGCCUGUUCCUGGCUGCCACCACCAGCCAGCCAGCCUGGAACUCCAGUUGCCUACAACUCUAGUCGCUGACUUGAUUCUCUUUUGUAUCUUUUUUUUUUUUUCUUUUUGCACUCACCAGACCCCAGGCCCCCAAGGAGGCCUGAAGACAGAGGAACUCACUGUCUGGGGGAGGGGUAGGACAAAGGGCGGGGAGGGGUGGAAACCUUGUUUUCUAGAGAACUAUUUUGUUUGUAUCCACUGUCCCUUGUGAGGACGGACUCAGGUGGGAGCUGGUCACCGAGGGUGGCUGAUGGUAUACAAGCCCACAGUAAAGCGACUUCACAGCUGCCUC
Molecule: messenger RNA, 4096 nt
Organism: Apodemus sylvaticus (European woodmouse)
Lineage: Eukaryota; Metazoa; Chordata; Mammalia; Rodentia; Muridae
Gene: Ntng2
Product: netrin G2
Exons: 11
Coding region: 1378-3285 (635 amino acids)
Source: RefSeq, a predicted model, not a curated record